GAGAACAGCAGCAUGUCUGGAAGAGGCAAAGGUGCCGGAAAGGCUCGUGCUAAGGCCAAGUCUCGCUCCUCCAGAGCAGGACUUCAAUUCCCGGUUGGUCGAGUCCACAGACUGCUGAGGAAGGGCAACUAUGCCGAGCGUGUCGGUGCCGGCGCCCCCGUCUACCUGGCGGCGGUGCUGGAGUAUCUGACCGCUGAGAUCCUGGAGCUGGCUGGAAACGCAGCCCGCGACAACAAGAAGACCAGGAUCAUUCCCCGUCACCUGCAGCUGGCUGUCCGCAACGACGAGGAGCUUAACAAGCUGCUCGGAGGAGUCACCAUCGCUCAGGGUGGCGUGCUGCCUAACAUCCAGGCGGUGCUGCUGCCCAAGAAGACCGAGAAGUCCAAGUAAAUUAACCUGAUGAUCCAACAAACCAACGGCUCUUUUAAGAGCCACCCACCUUUAACUUAAGAGCGGUUUCCUCACAGUGAUGGCUCUGUAUUUAUCGUAUGUUAGUGAUGAUACAUGCUAUCAACUGCUAUUGAGACAGGCAGGUGAAUGGUCGGCAAUUAUUGAUAGAAAUAUUCAUGUUCUGAACAGGGAACAAUGCUCCGUUUACGGCCUGUUUUUGUCAUGACGAUCGUGAAUACUAAUAUUCUCACGAGUCCGACUGAUAUCUGAAUCUUAAAAAUACCUAUUUAUCACUACAAAAUGUGACUUUGAUAACAUUUGUCAUUUUGUAUAGGGGCCAAAGGUAUAAACACGUAUUACCUAGUUCACAGCGAAUAUCGAGAAUCCCGGUUCACCAUCAGAUUAGCGUGAAUCUGACGCCACAGCUCGCCCUUUUCUCGUUGAAUGACUUCGUUCAUGUCCGCGGUUCCACUAUUUAUGUGGCGUCAGCCCUGACUGUU
Molecule: messenger RNA, 890 nt
Organism: Synchiropus splendidus (mandarinfish)
Lineage: Eukaryota; Metazoa; Chordata; Actinopteri; Syngnathiformes; Callionymidae
Product: histone H2A type 2-B
Exons: 1
Coding region: 13-390 (125 amino acids)
Cellular component (GO): nucleosome
Molecular function (GO): structural constituent of chromatin; protein heterodimerization activity; DNA binding
Source: RefSeq, a predicted model, not a curated record